UAUUCAAACUUCGAGACUGGAGAGUAGUUGGGUUUACCGGGACACCUCGAAGAAAGCCAUUGGGAUCGGCAAGUUGAACACCCAACAAUCAAAAUCACUUCUUUUUUUCUUAAAUGGAUGCUGGGAGACCCCCUUCGAAGCGACCCUUUUGUUUUUUGUUCCCUCUCAACUCGCAAGAAGAAGCACCCAAUCGCACGAACCCAAAAGCAAGAUGCAUCAUUUUCUCUUCCCCCAACUCCGGCUUCCUCUCCUUGUCUCCACAUGCAGCUUCCUGUUCGUGCGCAUGAAGAUAUGCAUUUUUAAUGGGGGUAAGCCUCUUUUGUAAUCACUUGAUGGUGCGAGCUCGCAUGUGAUGCUGCUUUUGGAGGGAGCAAACAGCUCACUAUUCGUUUGCUUAUUCUUCUUCUUCUUCUCUCUCUGCUUCUUGCAAACAAAAAAAAAAAAGUUGCAGAGAGGUGAGAGAAGGAGAAGAGCCCUGUGUUAGGAAAGGUUCCAUCGUCAAUUGUAAAUUAGUUUCUGGAAGUCGUACUUCAGCUUCAGAGGGAGAUCAUGGGUUGGCAAUUGUCCGUACUUGUGGGAAUUCUCAUGUUAGAAGCGAUUCUCGGUCAUGUGGUUGCUGACUUGGUUGAAGACAAGCAAGCUCUGCUGGAUUUUCUCCAAAAUAUUCCUCAUGCACAUACUCUCAAUUGGAACAAGGACUCCUCUGUUUGCCAAUCAUGGACUGGAGUGGCAUGUAAUGCUGAUUCUUCAAGAGUGACUUCCCUUCGAUUGCCUGGAGUUGGAUUCCGGGGUCCAAUACCACGUAACACUUUGAGUCGCCUAUCUGCAAUUCAGAUUGUUAGUCUUAGACUAAACAAUAUCUCAGGUCCUUUCCCUUCUGAUUUUUCGAAUCUUGAAAAUUUAACUGCUCUGUAUCUCCAGUUCAACAGCUUCUCAGGUCUGCUACCACAGGAUUUUUCUGCUUUGAAGAACCUAGCGAUAGUUGAUUUAUCGAAUAAUGGAUUCAGUGGGAACAUUCCAUCUUCAAUGUCCAAUCUGACACAUCUUUCAGCUUUGAAUCUGGCCAACAAUUCCCUUUCAGGUGAAAUUCCUGACCUCAACAUUCCUAGUUUGCAAGAGCUAAAUUUAUCCAACAAUCAUCUCAUUGGAAUGGUGCCUCGGUCACUUCAAAGAUUUCCAAGUGGGGCAUUUGUGGGGAACAAUCUUUCAUCAGAAAUUGCUCCUCCUCCAAUUUCCCCUGUCGAGCCACCCAAUCCUCAGCCAACAAAAAAAUCCUCUAAACUUAGCGAAUCAGCUUUACUAGGUAUUAUACUCGGUGGUUGCGUGCUCGGUUUCGUACUAUCUGCUCUUCUAAUCAUUUUUUGCUACUCUAACCCCGAGAAAGACAACGAGACGUUCUCCAAAAAGCCCCAAAAGAAAGAAGGCUUGGUGAAAAAGAAAGGGGCUGCCGCUGAGAACGGAGACAAGGAUAAGAAGAUUGUGUUUUUCGAGGGUUGUAAUUAUGCAUUUGACCUGGAAGACUUGCUAAGGGCAUCUGCUGAGGUGCUUGGGAAGGGCAUGUUUGGGACAACGUAUAAGGCAGCUUUAGAGGAUGCAACUACCGUGGUAGUCAAGAGAUUGAAGGAUAUUAAUGUGGGUCGAAGGGAGUUCGAGCAGCAGAUGGAGGCGGUCGGGCAAAUGAGGCACGAGAACGUUGCUCCUCUCAGGGCUUAUUACUGUUCAAAGGACGAGAAGCUACUGAUAUAUGAUCACUACAGUCAAGGGAGCGUGUCCUCUGUAUUACAUGGUAGCGGAGGGGAAAAGAGAAUCCUUUUGGACUGGGACAGCAGAAUGCAGAUUGCAAUAGGCGCAGCCAGAGGUCUCGCUUAUAUCCACAUGCAAAACAGCGGGAAAUUUAUCCAUGGAAACUUGAAGGCAUCGAAUGUUUUCUUCAACGUUCAGGGGUUCGGUUGUAUUUCGGACAUCGGUCUAGCAACAAUAAUAAACCCCAUCCCGCCUACAUCCGCAAGGGCUGCAGGCUACCGUGCUCCCGAAGUAACUGACACAAGGAAGGCGUUCCAAGCAUCUGAUGUCUAUAGUUUCGGGGUCCUGUUGCUCGAGCUCCUCACGGGGAAAUCGCCGCUCCAUUCGACCAGCGGCAACGAGUCGAUCCACUUGGUUCGGUGGGUGCAAUCCGUGGUUCGAGAGGAGUGGACCGCCGAAGUCUUUGACGUGCAGCUCUUGAGGUAUCCCAACAUAGAGGAAGAGAUGCUGGAGAUGUUGAAGGUGGGUAUGGCCUGUGCGGUCAUGAGGCCCGAGCAGAGACCCAAGAUGCCAGAGGUAGUAAAGCUGCUGGAAGACAUACAUCGAGGAAGUCACACAAACCGACCAUCCUCGGAGAUUAGAUCGGAGGGGUCUGCUUCACCUGCCGUGAUGGCCGCAGCGGCUGAAAUGGGACAAUCUUCUACGCUGCAACAAUCUCAAAUUGCCGUCUCUUCGGCUAUGCAGUCCCAAACAGAUUCCUCGGCUUCACAGUCUCAAGCAGAACCUCCUGCUGCUGCCCCACAAUGACAUUUAUUAGCUUUUUCCAUAGGUUGUCGUUGUAGCUUUCGUUUCCAGUACAUGCUUCAUUUGCACAGUAGUUUAUUCUGCAAGAU
Messenger RNA from Rhodamnia argentea, 2636 nucleotides. RefSeq names its product probable inactive receptor kinase At4g23740. NCBI's taxonomy places the organism in Eukaryota, Viridiplantae, Streptophyta, Magnoliopsida, Myrtales, Myrtaceae. The record is from RefSeq and is a predicted model, not a curated record. The coding region runs from base 550 to 2550 and encodes 666 amino acids. The transcript is spliced from 3 exons. Gene Ontology annotation, biological process: protein phosphorylation. Gene Ontology annotation, molecular function: protein binding; protein kinase activity; ATP binding.